AUGGCAUAUCGUUCAAAUGAUGGAUUUAAUUUCUCAUUGAAAGGAAAUUCUGUUCAACCAUCUGGAAAUUUAUCUGCACGUCCAUCUAGUGCAAGAAAUCAUUCUCAAUCAAAACAACCGAUUAAUCCUUCAAGAACAGGUAGUGCUAGAGAUCAUCGAAUCAAUACGAAUAUAAGUAGUGCUCGACAAAGACGACAUAGUAAUAGUGGUCAACGACCUGCUUGGCUUACAUCACCAACACCAGAUGUUAAACAAUCUACAUCAAUAUCAUCGAAUGAAUUUCGUAUAACAAAUUCUCAACAUGAUGAUGUCGAUGCAUUUUUUACUGAUCGUGAACAACAACAACAACAACAACAAUAUUCAAUAAAACAAAAAACUGAUGACGAUGAAUGGGAUGAUACACGUCGUUGGAUUGAUGAACUUGAUUUAAAUACUUCAUUUAUUCCACAACAACAAAGUCGUGGUGUUGGUCCAAUAGGCAUGUCACGUGAUAGUAUUCAUGGAGGUACAAUAUCAGGUAAUAAUCUUCUACAAUCAAGUCAUAAUCGACGUGGACAACAUAUGUCAGCAUCACAAAUAGCUGGUAUAUCACAAGCAACACCAAUUGAAGUUGAUUUAAAAGCGAAAAUGGCUUCAAUAACUAUUCAACGUUGGUAUCGAAAAAUUCGAAUGCGACGUAAAAUGGCUGAAGCUGCAUUAAAAAGAGUACUUGAACAAAAAAAAGUUGAAUAUCAAGCAUCAAUAGAACGAACAAAAGACUUAGAAAAAUUAUCUUUACUUGAACAGAAAAAAAAUCGAGAAGAUAAACAACGUCAAACACGAUUAACAGCACUUAAAGAAGCACAACAACGAAGAAAACAACAAUAUGAAAAUCAUACUAAACUCGAUGAACGUCGUCCAUCAACACCUAAUCAUCGACCAUCAUCAGCUAAACAUCGAACAAAUCCUGGUUUAUCACCAUUACCACCAUCAUCAUAUGUUGAUGAAAAAAUCACAUCUCCUAACUCAACAACAUCAUCUUCAACAUCAAAAGUAACAUUAACUGAUGUUUACGAAACAUUAAGAAAAUUAGAAGAAGUCGAACAAUUUCCUAUUCAAUCUACACUUGAAAAUGAUUCAGCUUAUUUAAUCUAUCCAACGUCAGUUUCAUCUGUUAUCGAUGAACUACCACCACCACCACCUCAAGCUCCAAAUCGUGUUGAUUCAAUUUUAUCUUAUUUAGAUGAAGCUAAUCGAAAUGAUGUCAUUGUUGAAAGUGUUCGAUCACAAAAAUCGACAACACGUGAAAUAUCAACACCUGCUACAGUUCGUUUUACAACUCCACCUCAAUCAACUCGACAACAACAACAACAACAACAACCAAAAAAAUUAUCACAAUCAGUUUCUAUAACUCAACAUCGAGCAUCACCAUCGGUUGAUCAACAAGCUAAACAGGGAACUAAAAUUACAACACCACAUAAAUCUUUAACGGCUACUGUUCAACCAGUAAAAUCAGCUGAAGAAGAUAUUGAAGAUGAUGACAGAGAAGCAACUCGAACAGCUCAAGAUGUUACAGAAACAGUUUUACAAUUAAGAAUGGAUAAUGAAGAAAAACAACGACAAUUAAUUAUUUUUCAACAACGAUUAAAUCAACAACGUGAAUUAAAUAUUCGUCAUGCAAAAGAAUCCGAACGUGAAUUAGAACAUCGUUUACAAUUACAAAAAGAUGAUUAUGAAGCUACAAUUCAACGUCAUUUAACAUUUAUUGAUCAGUUAAUUGAUGAUAAAAAGAAAUUAUCUGAACGAUGUGAACGUCUUGUUGCUGAAUUGAAAACUAUAGAUAAAAAAUCUAGUGAUCGUUUAAAAAACAUGGAAGAAUCUCAUCGAAUAGAAUUACAAAAAUUAAAAGACGUUCAUGAAGCUGCUGAAAAAUUACGACGUGAACGUUGGAUUGAUGAAAAAACUAAAAAAAUAAAAGAAUUAACUGUACGUGGUUUAGAACCUGAAAUACAAAAAUUAAUUGGUAAACAUAAAGCUGAAUUAGCUAAAAUGAAAACAGUUCAUGAAGCUGAAUUAUUAGCUGCUGAUGAACGUGCUGCACAACGUUAUGUUCGUAUGACAGAAGAUUUACGUGAUCAAUUAGAACGUGAAAAAGAAUCAGCUAUUGCUCGUGAACGAGAUUUAGCUCGAGAAAAAUAUGAAAAAGCUAUACGUGAUGAAGAAAAAUCAUUUACUGAACAACGUCGUCGUUUAUAUACAGAAAUUGAAGAUGAAAAAAAUCGUCAAGCUGAAUUAGCAGCUAAACAACGUGCUGAUCUUGAUAAACUUCGACGUGAUAUUGAAGAUAAUCAUCGAACAGCUGUUGAUGCUGCUAAACGUGAAUAUGAAGCAAUACGUUUAGAACAAGAACGACGACAUACAAAUGAAAUAAAUGAAUUAAAAGAAAAAUUACUUUUAGAAAAACAAAGUUGGGAAGAAAAUUAUAUGAAAAAACAAGAAACAUUUUUAACUAGUAAAGAACGUGAAUUACGAGAACAUAUGAGACGUGAACGUGAUAAAGAAAUAGAAAAAAUUAUUUCACAAUUUGAAUCAGAUACAACAAUGACAAAAGAAGAAGCGGAACGUACAGCAGAAAAUCGUGUUAAACGUAUUCGAGAUAAAUAUGAAGCAGAAUUUCGUGAACUUGAACAUUCAGAAAAACAAACUAAAGAAAGAUAUAAUCAAAUAAAAUCACAAAUAACAGAAGUUGAAGGUGAAAAUGAAAGAUUACUAGUUAUACUGAGACAAAAAGAAACAGAAAUUAAUGAUAUCAAAAAAAUCACUGAGACAUUACAAAAGGAACGUGAACGUUUAUCGGAUAUUAUUCGACAAGAAUUUGCUGAUCGACUUGUAUUAACUGAAGAAGAAAAUCGUCGUAUCAAAGGUGAUAUGGCAGAAUUACGUGCACGACAACAAAUAGAACUAGACAGGAAAAAAGAAGAAAUUGAAUUGUUACAACGAGAAAAAGAAAAAGAAUUAGAAACUGUACAUGAAAAAAUAAAACAAGCAAUUAGUAAAAAAGAUGAACAAGUUCAAGCGUUACGUGGUCAAUUCGAAGCUGCAGUUAAACGAGCUGAUCAUCUUGAAGGUUUAUUAGCACAACAAAGAAAACUAAUUGCUGCAGCACCUUCAAAUAGCAAUAGUGCAUCAAAGAAAGCACUACCAUCUUGA
Messenger RNA from Rotaria sp. Silwood1, 3189 nucleotides. The record is from the annotation of a GenBank genome assembly. NCBI's taxonomy places the organism in Eukaryota, Metazoa, Rotifera, Eurotatoria, Philodinida, Philodinidae.